Messenger RNA from Vanrija pseudolonga, 2038 nucleotides. It is a transcript of the gene GOT1, whose product is annotated as Protein transport protein GOT1. The transcript has 6 exons. Lineage: Eukaryota; Fungi; Basidiomycota; Tremellomycetes; Trichosporonales; Trichosporonaceae. The record is from RefSeq and is a predicted model, not a curated record. Gene Ontology annotation, cellular component: Golgi membrane; Golgi cis cisterna; COPII-coated ER to Golgi transport vesicle. Gene Ontology annotation, biological process: retrograde transport, endosome to Golgi; endoplasmic reticulum to Golgi vesicle-mediated transport. The coding region runs from base 50 to 505 and encodes 151 amino acids.
AUAACACCAACCUACGCGUCGUUCCCAUCCUAUCCUAUCGCCAUACACGAUGUGGCUCAGCGACAGGCAAAAGAUCGGCGUCGGCCUCGUGGCUGCCGGCGUGUUCCUCCAGUUCCUCGCCAUCCUCCUCUUCUUCGACCGCCCCCUCCUGGCACUGGGUAACGUGAGUAGCUGUGCCCCUGCCCGCCCGCUCACCCCCCAGAUCCUCUUCCUCACCGGCCUGCCGCUCAUCAUCGGCCCCACGCGGACGUUCUACUUCUUCUCACGGCGCGAGAAGUGGCGCGGCACCGUGUGCUUCUUCGGCGGCAUCAUUUUGGUGUUUGCAAAGUGGCCCAAGAUUGGGAUUCUCGUCGAGUUUGUGGGCUUUAUCGGGCUAUUCGGCUCCUUCUUCCCCGUCGUCCUGCAGGCGCUCAGGCAAAUACCCGUCAUUGGAUCCUUCCUCUCGCUGCCCUACAUCAGACAGGCUGCCGACCGGCUCGCGGGCGUCAGACAGAGCGCAGUUUAGACUUGUUGCACGGCAGCAAACUUGGUGCAGCACAUCUUGUGAGCUGAGCGAGGAAGCGAGGAGGCGAGGCGGCGAGAGCUCCGCGCGGCCUGCUUGCUACAUUAUAGGGCGCGGCGGUAAUCCCGCGCGCCACACCACCACUCCCAGUAAUGGGUACAUGCAUCGAAUGAUCACAUACGGGACGUCUAUGAUGAUAUGUGUGGACAUGCACGGCGACACGGAGCCGUACGGUGGUCGUGAACAUUGCGAGCCGCGACGGCGUGAAUAAGUGACGCGGCGGAGGGGGAAAGUUCGGAACGGCGGUCCGGCACCGCGGGGUCGACCUCGGGGGACAGCCGAUGGUCGCCAGGGCUCGGGCUCGGAGCGCAUGUUUUGUGCGGGUGGUGGUCAAAAGUUGUACAAUAGUGUACAUGUAAGGCUGUGAGAAGGUGGUGGUGGUGCGAGUGGUGGGUGCGGAGUUGCCGCCGCUUCGAACGUGGGUUGGGUUGGGGGUGGUUGGCGUGACUGGUGGCGGGCGGCGAGCUCGGCGUGGUCGGCAAGUGGGCUAGUCGAACGGGCGCGCCGGCUUUUGAUUAUGCGAAACAAACUGCUUCUGAACACUGGUCUUCGUCGUCGUCGUCGGGUCACCAUCGUCACUGCUAUCGGCUGUUUGUAAAGCCCUGCCAGUGCGACUUUGGCUCGUUCGACUCCCACAGUGGGCGGAAGGCGUCGUGCGAGAAGCCGCCCGUGUCGACCGGGGACGCAUUUGACGGGAGUACCGUGUUGUGGUGGGGGCGGUGGAUCGAGCUAGGCGCCUUGGGCUGCUCGUUCUUGACCGGCGCACUGAAGCCCGUCUCGCGGCGGCCGACAAAGGCGACCGACGAGCCAUUGGCCGGCGAGACGAGGGGUCCGCCACCGAGUGUCUGUCGUGGCGAGUUUCCAAGCCCCGUCGACCACGCCGAGCCCGCCGAGCUGAGCAGGUGCGCGGCCGGCUGCGCGGGCUCGUUCCACGAGCUCACUGGCGCCGGCGGGGGGACGGGCUCCGAGUCGUGGGGGCCCUGGGACGUGGCGGGCGGGAUCGGCCGAUAGUGGUUGAGCGAGGGCUGGUGCAGCGUCUGGGUGAGCUUUGCGUGCAGCUCCUUGAGAUCGCCCGACUGCUGGCCGACGUGCAUGCCGCCGUUGAUGGUAGCGAUGAGAUCGUCCAUCGACGCCAUGAUGGGCAAAUGUUGAUGUGGUUUGUGGGUGUGGUUGUGGGGGUCAAAGGUGAUUGUGCCAAUGGGUGGCGACGAUGCGGUGGGAAUGGGGAUUGAUGAAUCACGCAGAGCCUGCAGGGUACAAUAAAAGUUGCCGCGUGUCGAGCAAUGUCAGAGGGGGGGGGGUUGGGGCUCGGGCGUUCGGUUGCUGUUGUUGUAGCUGUAGCAAGUUGUCAAGACGCAAGGUGAUGGUGUGUGUGAUGACAAGUUUGUCGACAACAACUUGUCCCAGGUGGAUAUAGAGAGGGCGAGAGUAGAAGGGAGGGGGUGCAAACAAAUGUCCUCACCCUGGGUGCUGUUC